AUGCCUCAGAAAUCCCCUCGGCCGAAGGGUCCGCCCCCAGCCGACUACAAAGCCAUCGCCGAGCAAUUCGCCAAAGCGAAGCGCCAAAAGGAAAUUGAGGAGGCCAGCAGAUCCCCCGAGGUGACCAAGGCUGAUAAGGAGCGGUCGAUACUUCUUGAGAAGCAGCGCGAGGUGUUUGAGACUCGGCGCAAGGAUGCCUACGAGCGUAGAUGGUGGUGGACCGUCGCCUUCUGGGCGUGGAUGCUCUGUCUCCAUGCCAUUGGCAUCGCCUUCUUCACCAGCGGCUUCCUCCUGACGCGACUGGUCCUCGACGAGAAAUCCAACUGUACGACGCCUCCGCUCGAGCUCUCGUCGAGCUGGAAGGGCCAAGGCACGGUCCAGGGCGGCUGCUGGCACCCAAAGUCGUUCGACAAGGCGGUGGUCGUCAUCGUCGAUGCGCUGCGGUACGACUUUACGGUCCCCGUGGACGACCAGGCUCCUUUCCACAACGCGUUGCCCUUCUUGCACGAGACCGCCGUCAAGUCUCCGGACCAUGCCUUCUUGCGCCCCUUUAUCGCCGACCCGCCAACGACUACCCUGCAGAGGCUGAAGGGCCUGACUACUGGUACACUGCCGACUUUCAUUGAUGCUGGCAGCAACUUCGCUGGCACCGCAAUUGAGGAGGACAACCUUCUCAUGCAACUCAAGGACGCUGGGAAGCGCAUAGCACACCUUGGCGACGAUACUUGGAUGUCUUUAUUCCCCGGCUAUUUCGAGGCCAAUGUUAGCAGGGCUUACGACAGCUUCAACGUCUGGGAUCUGCACACGGUUGACAAUGGUGUCAUCGACCACAUCUUUCCUCUCCUCAAGAAGGAGCAGAAGGGCAAAUGGGAUGUUCUCAUCGGCCACCUGCUUGGUGUCGACCAUGCUGGGCACCGGUAUGGACCAAACCAUGCGGCAAUGACGGCCAAGCUCCAGCAGAUGGACAUCUUCAUCCGUGAUCUCGCCGCUCAAAUUGACGACAACACUCUACUUGUCGUGAUGGGAGACCAUGGCAUGGACAGCAAAGGCGAUCACGGCGGCGAGAGCGACGACGAGGUCGAGGCAGCUCUAUGGAUGUACUCGAAGCGUCCCUUCUUUGGCCGGACGACACCCGAGUUCAAGCAACCCCCGAGCAUGGCCAAGAUCAGACCGGUUAACCAAAUCGAUCUCGUACCAACUCUGGCACUGCUGAUGGGCAUUCCAAUUCCUUACAACAAUUUGGGACGUCCCAUUGAGGAAGCUUUCGCUGGCAAGAAGGGCAAAGCCUGGGACAACCUUGCUGCAGUAUCGCGGUUGACUGCUGCUGGUAUUCAACGGUACCAGGACUCGUACUUCGCUGCCCGUGGCAUGAAUCAGUCUAAAAGCGCCACCGCCGGCCACGUAUCGAACCUCUGGAGGAAGGCCGACCGUUCGUGGCAGUGGAAGAACCACCAGGAGUCCUACGGCUUUUUCAACUUGUUCCAGGAGGAGACUCUUCGCAUCUGCAAGGACUUGUGGGCCCGCUUCGAUGUACCCAAGAUGGUGACGGGUAUUGUGGUCAUGGCAGUUGGCGUAAUAACACUGCUUGUCUACGCUUCGCGUGAUGCGGACGAGGACUUCGCUGUUCUCGACGACCUCGAACUCGACCUGGCGGAGAAGAAAUUGGAGCUUCAGGGCGUUCAGUCUGAUGGCUCAGCGUCAUACAAGAGUCUUCACGAGAAGAUAUUCCUUGCUGCUAUUCUCGGCGCCGUACCUGGAGCAUUGGCUGGCGCUGGGUACUCCAUCUUCACCGGACCGGAGGAUUUGGUCUACGCCGUCGCCGGUGGCGCUGUCACCAGCGCGAUCGGUGUCUUGUUCUCGCUUUACGGCUUCGGCAAGACUCUCCUCAAUCUUCUGCCCAACAACAUUUGGGGCUGGCUCGCGGUUCUCUUCACGCUCAGUCAGUCCAUUGGCUUCGCAUCAAACUCGUACACCAUCUGGGAGGACUCGAUCCUCCUCUUCUUCAUCACGACCUUUGGCGUGGCAAACAUCUUUGCUGCGUUCUCCGUGCCUACGAUGCGAGAACGCACCCUUGCGAUAUACCAUUCCGUUCUGUUUGUUAUUCUUGGUAGGCUUGCAUCGUUCUCCAAACUCUGCCGUGAGGAGCAGAUGCCCUACUGUACCUCGACCUACUAUGCCUCGGAUACCUCCUCGACCUCUUCUACCUGGCAAUUGGCCAUUCCUUUCGCCGUCGCCAUCAUUUUACCUUCCAUCAUCCAGUCUUUCCUUUUACCUACACGAUCCUGGGAGGGGCUUGGGCCAGCAUGGAUUGGCUAUGUCUACCGCAUUGGUCUGCUUCUGUCAGCGUCGUACUGGGUUCUGGAUGCCGCCGACAACGGCGACUGGUUCCCGGAACUGCCACCUCAGACUCUGAAGAAUGCUGGAACCUAUAUGGCUCAAGCAAUUCUCGCCCUAGUAUUCGUCGCCGGAACCACGGCGUUUGUGUGGGCACCGCCGCUGGUCUCUAUCCUCACAACACCCACCAAGACCGGCACCACACAAAUCACUGUCUUGGGCUAUGGCAACACGCACGGAGCGAGGUAUCUGCUUCUGCCGAUGAACAUCGUGGGAGCUUGCAUCCUCCUCUCGAAGCCAAUGGGAGGCGGUGCCCUGGCCCUUAUGUUCUGGCAGAUUCUCUCACUGGUGGAGAUUCUCGACCUUAACUCUUUGACAAAUGAGGCCAUUGGACCCAUCAUGCUUGCAAUCAUUGGCAACUUUGGGUACUUCAAGACUGGCCAUCAAGCCACACUCAGCAGUCUCCAAUGGGACAGUGCUUUCAUUCCGCUGUUCACCAUCCGAUACCCGUGGAGUCCCAUCAUCAUGGCCCUCAACACUUUCGCCGGUCAAAUUGUUGCGGUCGCAGCCGUCCCUCUCAUCGUACUCUGGAAAGUCGGUCCUAAGAGGAAGGGGGUACUUGAGAGCGUUGGCAGGGCGUUGGGUAUAUUUGUUGCCUACUUCGCCGUUGAGUCGUUGGCGACUAUGGCAUGGGCUGGGUGGCUGAGGAGACACCUUAUGCUCUACAGAGUGUUCAGCCCCCGCUUCAUGAUGGCGGCGGCUCUGCUACUGGUUGUGGACUUGGUUGGACUUGUCAUCACCCUCAUCGGCGUCAGAUCCAACACGAUGGCGGUGAGCGAGGUCUUUGGCUGGGUUGAAUAA
Molecule: messenger RNA, 3195 nt
Organism: Colletotrichum orchidophilum
Lineage: Eukaryota; Fungi; Ascomycota; Sordariomycetes; Glomerellales; Glomerellaceae
Product: GPI ethanolamine phosphate transferase
Exons: 1
Coding region: 1-3195 (1064 amino acids)
Biological process (GO): GPI anchor biosynthetic process
Cellular component (GO): endoplasmic reticulum membrane
Molecular function (GO): mannose-ethanolamine phosphotransferase activity
Source: RefSeq, a predicted model, not a curated record